Messenger RNA from Raphanus sativus (radish), 1026 nucleotides. Its product is annotated as putative F-box/kelch-repeat protein At1g27420. Gene Ontology annotation, molecular function: protein binding. The transcript has 3 exons. NCBI's taxonomy places the organism in Eukaryota, Viridiplantae, Streptophyta, Magnoliopsida, Brassicales, Brassicaceae. The record is from RefSeq and is a predicted model, not a curated record. Bases 1 to 1026 code for a protein of 341 amino acids.
AUGGGUCCGUUAAUACCCGGUUUGCUGGACGAAGUAGCAGAGCUGUGCCUCACACGAAUCCCGCGCUCUGAGUUUCGGACCAUUUCGCAUGUGUGUUCGCGAUGGAGGAGACUCAUCAUGCGCGAGCAUUACGCGGCCAUUCUAAAGAUGUCUGGAUCGGUGGAGGAGCAGUUCAUGUGUGUUCUAAUGGAUAACAUGUACUGGGAAGUCUUUGACGGCUCUGGUAACACAAUGGGACAGAUCCCUCCCAUCCCUGGGCCUUUGAAGUGCGGUUACGGCCUCAUGGUGCUUGAUGGCAGAAAGAUCGUGUUGGUUGGUGGAAAAUACAAGGCCCGACGAUCGAAGGUCCGAGGAUUGAAGGUCCGACGAGCGUUUGAGGUCCGAGAACCUGCGUUCGCUAACGCUGUUUCGGCCAAUGUUCAUGAGUUCAAUCCAGCUACUAACAGGUGGAGAAAACUAGCCGACAUGAACAUACCGCGUCACAACUUUGCAUGUGCUGAAGUGGAAGGUCUUUUGUAUGUGAUCCGAGGCUACUCUGCAGAUGAUGUUAGCAUUCUCAACGCGGAAGUAUACAACCCUAAAACUAACAAAUGGAGCCUCAUGGAUUGUCCACACCGCCCCAACUUCUGUCCUGCCUUCGCAUUCUCCUUCAAUUCCAAACUCUUCGUUGUAGGCAAUAAAUCAAGGUUCAUUGACAUAUAUGACCCCAGAAAGAAGACAUGGGAAGAGUUAGACUCGGGGCAAACACUGGAUGUGUACUCCUACACUGUUGUUAGCAACAAAGUGUAUUUCCUGAACAGGUACAGGUCCGGAGUGGGAGUCUUUGAUCCAGAGAAGAAUUCUUGGAGCUCGGUGGAUGUGCCUAAGACUUUUUCCAGGUCCAGCCUAGGGCAAUUGAACAAUAAGGUUAUCCUUUAUUCACGGGGAAUUGGAUAUGGCCUUGAUAAAGAGGACAAGGCCAAGUGGAGAGCCACACCGAUUACAAUAUCUGGUUUUGAGGCCAUCAGCGUUGUUAUCAACUUUUGA